AUGUACCGAUGCCGAAUGGAGGCGCAAUACGCGUCUGCGCUGCGUGCCAUUCAGCGCAUCGUGCGGGAGGAUCCAAGGUACGGUUCACAGGCCUGCGUCAUGAACCCCCGGCGCGUACUUGAGCUGCAGCCCGGCGUGCCCGCCGUAUGUGUCGGGAUCGUGUACAAGAACAUGAAGCUGCUGCCACGCUUCCUUGACGAGUAUCAGAGUGAGCUUGUCCGCAUCGACGCUGGUGACGACGACAACGAUGAUGAGAGUGGCGUUGUGGAGGCUGUGCCUCUUGACAGGUCUGCAGAAACUGCAGCUGCUACGAUGCACCGCAGCAAUGAGGCCGAAGAAGAUGCAAACAACGACGGGCAGGCGCUUGCCGCAGCGGACGAACACUACAGCGUGUGUGACAGCGCUGAUGAACUGAUGCUAGAGGACAGCAGCGGCCGUGCUCUGCUGCAGGGACUCGAUGCCGAGCGCUUCUGCACCGGGAUCGUGCUGGGCGUCUAUGGCGCCCUGCUCCCCAAUGGCAGCAUGAAGGUGCUCCGCUACGCCUUCAGCGGGGACUUGGGCUCCGCGUUUGUCCCGCGCCCAGUGAUCCGCGCCACAGGCCCGUGCUACAUCGCCUUUGUGAGCGGGCUGAGCCUCAACGUCCCACGCGACAAUGGCAAGGAGGCGCAGGCUGCGGCAUCUCGCGCGCGGGCCUCGCUGGAGCUCUUGGUUGAGUUCUUGUGCGGCAACACGGGCAACGCCGCCUUGCGGGGCAAGGCGAAGUGCGUCUCGCGACUGGUGAUUGGAGGCGAUAGUAUUGCCCCCACUGACGAGCUGAAGCUCAAGAAGAAGGUGAAGCUGGACCCAUCUGACCACGUGCGGCUGAACGAUGACAAGGCACAGGGUAACACGGUCACCUCCGCCGCGCUAAUGCGGCAGCUGGACACGCUGCUGGAGCGUGUUGUGCGCACCGUAGAGGUGGAGCUGAUGCCAGGCGCUAACGACAUGUCUGAUGCGUUUCAGCCGCAGCAGCCGCUGCAUCCCUUAUUACUUCCCAAAGCCGGCAAGCACUCCACGCUGCGACUCGUCUCGAACCCGUUUUGUUUCACUGCGCAGCCUGGCGCGGCGACCGUGGCCACCACCGAGUUGUUGAAGAGUGAGGAGUGCGUAGAGUCGGAGGCGAAGAAGCACAAGACCGAGGUGGCCGAGGGUGUGAACUUCUUCGUGACAUCAGGGCAGAACAUAAACGAUGUAGCCCGCGAGUCACGCUUUCCGACGCGGCUGGACACCAUGUGCAUGGUGGUGGUAUCUGGCUGCGCCUGCCCUACGGCUCCCAACACCCUCUUCAGUUACCCUUUCUGCAACCACGACCCUUUCUUGUUCCAGAACACACCACACUGCGUUGUGGCUUGCGAUCAGCCGCAGUUCGAGACGCGCUACGCAACACUGGAUGAGCUGCACGAAGAGACUCACCACAACUUCACGGAAUCAGCGUCGUCGUCACCGCGAUUGAAGGCGACAGCGAGCGCCGUGUCUGCGAAGGGUGGCGAGAACAAGGCUGUUCUCCCAGAGGCUGGAGUGCGCCUGAUCUGCGUGCCGUCCUUCGCCCGCUCUGGGGCACUGGUGCUGGUGGACGUGAACUCGCCAACGCUGGAGACGAGUGUCGUGUCCUUCUUGGUGCCAUGA
This is a messenger RNA of Leishmania braziliensis MHOM/BR/75/M2904, 1665 nucleotides long. Its product is annotated as DNA polymerase delta subunit 2, putative. The transcript has a single exon. The coding region runs from base 1 to 1665 and encodes 554 amino acids. The record is from RefSeq and is a predicted model, not a curated record. Lineage: Eukaryota; Euglenozoa; Kinetoplastea; Trypanosomatida; Trypanosomatidae. Gene Ontology annotation, cellular component: delta DNA polymerase complex. Gene Ontology annotation, biological process: DNA replication; DNA strand elongation involved in DNA replication. Gene Ontology annotation, molecular function: DNA binding.